GUAUUACAAAAGCCAUGAAAAUCGAGUGUUUACGUCAUGAUGAGUCCAGAAGUGAUCCGUACGGUAGCCAAUCGUUACGCUUCCCAGCUGCAACUAUGUUACCCCCUAACUUCUGCCUCUUUCUCCCUAGCCCAAACCAUCCACUCUCACAUGGUAACUUCUGGUUUCCGCCCCCGUGGCCACAUUCUCAACCGUCUGAUUGAUGUGUACAGCAAAUCAUCAAGGGUCAUCUAUGCUCGCCACCUGUUUGAUAAAAUUCCUGAACCAGAUAUUGUUUCAAGAACGACUAUGGUUUCAGCUUAUUCUUCGUCAGGCGACAUUAGAACGGCGUGGAAAAUGUUUGAAGAAACCCCUUUGAGCAUCCGGGACAGUGUUUUCUACAACGCGAUGAUCACGGGGUAUUCACGCAAUGAAGAUGGCCAUGCAUGUAUCGAACUGUUUCGCCGGAUGUUACGUGAUGAAUUUAGGCCCGAUGAUUUCACUUUCACCUCUGUUUUAGGUGGAUUGGCUCUUGUUGUCAAUAGAGCAAUGCAGUGCAAGCAAUUCCAUUGCGUAGUUUUGAAGUUAGGGACAGGGCUCGUUACUUCUGUUUUGAAUGCACUCGUUUCUGUUUAUGUUAACUGCGGAUUGGUGUUUGAAGCUAGGAAAUUGUUUGAUGAGAUUAAUGAGAAAGAUGAGUUGUCAUGGACGACGAUGGUAACGGGGUAUGUUAAGAAUGAUGAACUUGAUGCAGCAAGGGAGUUGGUUGAUGGGAUGAAUGAAAAGAUGGAAGUUGCUUGGAAUGCAAUGAUUUCAGGGUAUGUGCAUUGCGAACGUUAUGAAGAAGCACUAGACAUGUUUAGGAAGAUGUAUUUUGUGGGAAUUAAAAUGGAUGAAUUUGCAUACACUAGUAUUAUUAGUUGUUGCGUGCAUGCCGGAUUGUUUCAUCUUGGGAAGCAAGUGCAUUGUUAUGUUUUAAGGACAGAAGCUAAGCCUACACCUGAAUUUUCAUUGCCUGUGAAUAAUGCAUUAGUUACAUUGUAUUGGAAAUGUGAAAAAGUGGAUUGGGCACGCCGGAUUUUUGAUAGCAUGCCUGUAAGAGACCUUGUUUCAUGGAAUGCAAUCUUAUCUGGCUAUGUGAAUGCUGGCCGUAUCGAUGAAGGUAGGUUGUUUUUUAGGAAGAUGCCAGAGAGGAACCAUUUGACUUGGACUGUAAUGAUAUCAGGAUUAGCUCAAAAUGGGUUUGGAGAGGAGGGUUUAAAGCUGUUUAACCAGAUGAAAUCAGAGGGAUCUCAGCCAUGUGAUUAUGCAUUUGCAGGAGCAAUCACUUCUUGUGCCAUGUUAGGAGCAUUGGAGAAUGGACGUCAACUCCAUGCUCAACUUGUUCGUUUGGGGCUCGAUUCAAGCCUUUCAGCUGGAAAUGCACUGAUUACAAUGUAUGCAAGGUGUGGUGUUGUGGAAGCUGCUAAUGAGCUGUUCCUUACAAUGCCAUGUGUGGAUUCAGUCUCUUGGAAUGCCAUGAUUGCAGCUCUUGGCCAGCAUGGGCAUGGAAUACAAGCAUUAGAACUUUUCGAGCAGAUGUUGGGUGCAGGCAUUUCACCUGAUCGGAUUACUUACCUCACAAUUCUAUCUGCUUGUAGCCAUGCGGGUCUAGUUAAAGAAGGGCAGUAUUAUUUCAACUCAAUGCAUAGGCUUCAUGGGAUAACCCCAGGUGAAGAUCAUUACGCCCGUCUCGUUGAUCUGCUUUGUCGAGCUGGAAAGUUCCUAGAAGCAAAGGAUGUGAUUUCAUCAAUGCCUUUUGAGCCAGGUGCAGCAGUUUGGGAGGCUCUUCUGGCUGGAUGCCGGACUCAUGGAAAUGUAGAUUUGGGGGUUCAAGCCGCUGAACGACUAAUCGAACUGAUGCCGCAACACGACGGAAGCUAUGUCCUUUUGUCUAAUAUGCAUGCUACUGCUGGGCGGUGGAACGACGCUGCAAACGCACGGAAACUAAUGAGAGACAGAGGAAUACGCAAGGAACCUGGAUGUAGUUGGGUGGAGGUUGAGAACAAAGUCCAUGUUUUCUUGGUUGAUGACACAAUGCACCCUGAGGUGCAAGCAGUUUACAAUUAUCUUAACAAAUUGGUGACGGAAAUGAGAAGAUUGGGUUAUCUUCCGGACACCAAGUUUGUACUACACGAUAUAGAGUCUGACCAGAAAGAACGUGUCCUGUCGGCUCACAGCGAGAAGCUUGCUGUAGCUUUCGCACUCAUGAGGCUUCCUCGUGGAGCCACCGUGAGGGUAUUCAAGAACCUUAGGAUUUGUGGGGAUUGCCAUAAUGCAUUCAAGUUUAUGUCAAAAGUGGUGGGAAGAGAGAUUAUUGUAAGAGAUGCAAAGAGGUUUCAUCAUUUUAGAGAUUGCGAGUGCUCUUGUGGUGAUUACUGGUAGGCAC
Molecule: messenger RNA, 2407 nt
Organism: Hibiscus syriacus
Lineage: Eukaryota; Viridiplantae; Streptophyta; Magnoliopsida; Malvales; Malvaceae
Product: pentatricopeptide repeat-containing protein At1g25360-like
Exons: 1
Coding region: 37-2403 (788 amino acids)
Biological process (GO): RNA modification
Molecular function (GO): protein binding; RNA binding; zinc ion binding
Source: RefSeq, a predicted model, not a curated record